Molecule: messenger RNA, 6577 nt
Organism: Xyrauchen texanus (razorback sucker)
Lineage: Eukaryota; Metazoa; Chordata; Actinopteri; Cypriniformes; Catostomidae
Product: serine/threonine-protein phosphatase 6 regulatory subunit 2-like
Exons: 24
Coding region: 515-3184 (889 amino acids)
Cellular component (GO): cytosol; nucleus
Molecular function (GO): protein phosphatase regulator activity; protein phosphatase binding
Source: RefSeq, a predicted model, not a curated record
GCCAUUUUGAAUAAACAUAAGAACGAUUUUCAUUUUCUGCUCCCCGUUCCUUUCAUUGCUCGAGAUAUCUCUGCUUAGUGCUUUACAGCAGAAUAAUUGUUUGAAAAUAAUUAAAUAAAUAAACGAGAGAGGGGAAACAACUUUUUUUUUGCGCGCGAUGGCUCUCGCUCUGUGCAGAUAGUUAAGAGGAAAACGGUCUCGUGGCAGCUGCGGGGUUUCAGAGAGAGCGCGCGCGGGGCAGCAGCAGCGCCACCGCUGCACGAACCUGACUAGCACUAACUGACAAUCAGUGCCAGCAGCCCGUCUGCAGACACACAUCGGGGUGUCAGUUCUUCUGAGGCGUGUAUUCGAGGAGGGCGUGGUGGGAAGUUGACCUCAUGCAGAUUGAUGCUAGGUCAUUCUGUGCUGUCUGCAUUCUGCCACUCAAAUGCCUGUCUGCCUGUGGAGGAGGUGUAACUAAGGAUUCACACGUUUCAUCAGCUGGUCUGUGCUUCCUGCUGCAGCGACCACCAUCAUGUUUUGGAAGUUUGACUUGAACAACACCUCCCAUAUUGACCAGCUGCUGGAUCGGGAGGGCGUGACUCUGAGAGAGUUGAUGGAAGAGGAAGAUGUCCUGCAGGAAUGCAAAGCACAGAAUCGCAAGCUCCUGCUCUUCAUCUCCAAGGAUCACUGCAUGCAGGAGCUGGUUACCCUCAUCACAGAAGAGCCUCCUGCUGAUCUGGCGGAGAAAACACGCUUCAAGUUUCCAAAUAUUGCAUGUGAACUCCUGACCUCUGAUGUUUCUCUUAUCAAUGAUAAGCUGGGUGGAGAUGAAUCCCUAUUGGAGAAGCUCUACCACUUUCUGGAGCAGGAGCCACCCCUUAAUCCCCUGCUGGCCUCCUUCUUCAGCAAGACCAUUGGCAACUUGAUUGCACGCAAAACAGAACAGGUAAUCUCUUUCCUAAGGAAAAAACACAACUUUAUCAGUCUGGUGCUGAAUCACAUUGAUGCCUCAGCAAUGAUGGACCUAUUGCUGCGCCUCAUCAGCUGUGUAGAGCCUGCCCCGUUAAGAAUUGAGGUCCUUAAAUGGCUGAAUGAAGAGAGGCUCAUCCAGAGACUUACCGAACUCAUGCACACAGGGAGAGAUGAAGAGAGACAAUCUAAUGCAUCCCAGACUCUUUGUGACAUCAUCCGUCUCAGUCGGGACCAGGCCAAUCAGUUGUCAGAGGUCACAGAUCCAGACCCCUUACUCGCUGUCUUGGAGUCACAAGAGAAUGUGGCAGAGCUUUUAAAGAACAUGUUUGAAGGGGAGAGGACUGAAGCGUCUGUCGUCAAUGGAACGCAAGUGCUUCUUACGCUGCUGGAGUCACGGAGGCCAGGGCUGGAGGGUCUGAUGGACCUAUAUUCUCAGGGAUGUGAAAGGUCUUACACUGUCAACAGCAGUAUUUUACGUGCUAUUGAGCCUCAUCUAAAGGACUUCCAGCAGCUCCUACUGAACCCUCCUAUGAGAAGUGCAAUACUCACUACGCUGGGCAUUCUGGAGCAGCCUCUGGGAAACUCCCGCCUUCAUGUGGCCAGACUGGUGGCUUCUCUGCUGCAGACUUGUGACCUCAGCAUCUGCCAAGAGAUCUGCAGACUCAACACCAUGGACCUGCUGUUGGAUUUGUUCUUUAAAUACACUUGGAAUAAUUUCUUGCACUUGCAAGUUGAGCUGUGUGUGGUGUCCAUACUGAACCACUCUGCCCACACGGAGUUCCAAAACCCAGGCCUUCAAAACCACAAGGAGAGGUCAGCAAUGGGCACAGGCAGCAAGUUGGAGGAGGGAACACCUGGACAAAUCUGCAACUCAGACCCAGAAACCACACCCAUUCAAGAUGCUCUUGUCACCAAUCUCUUCCAGCAUUGCCAGCUGGUACAAAGGAUUCUAGAUGCCUGGGAGGAAAAUGACAAAAUCCAGGCUGAAGGGGGCAGACGAAGGGGAAACAUGGGUCACUUGACAAGAAUUGCAAACACUGUGGUUCAGAACCUGGAGAAAGGGCUGGCUCACUCCCAAAUGAAUGAUCUAAUUAAAGAGCUGUCAGAGGACUGCAGAGGUCGCUGGGAGAGUUUUGUGGGUGAGACUCUGAGAGAGACCAACAGGAGAAACACAGUGGAUUUGGUGAGCACCCAUAACUUGCACUCAUCUAGUGAGGAUGAUGACAUGGAGUGUCCCUUCCCCAAUGAUCUGUCCAUCCAGCAGGCAUUCUCAGAUUACCAGAUUCAGCAGAUGACAGCCAACUUUAUAGAUCAGUUUGGCUUCAACGAUGAGGAGUUCAGUGAACAUGAUGAAAACAUCAAUGCUGCGUUUGAUCGAAUUGCUGAAAUAAACUUCAAUAUAGACACAGAUGAUCAUAGUGCCAAUGCUGUGGCUUUUGAGGCGUGUUGUAAAGAGAGAAUACAGCAGUUUGAUGACUGUGAGGAAGAGGAAGAUAUCUGGGAUGAAAAAGAAAUCAACUAUGCAACAAAAAUCAAAUCCAGAUCAAGGUUUGGGUUGUCUCUUUAUUCAGACAGCUCACCCAAGAGUGCCAUGAGAAAUGGAGGUGGAGACCGCAGGUCGGCCUCUAAGGAAGAGGACACUGAGGGAGAUUCCAGUCCUCUCUCCACACAUACACCGGCCAGCAGGACUACAGAGUCCCCACAAAACCAAGGCUGGACGGCAAGUUUUGCCGAAACAGAGGGCAGCUCUUCUAGUUCCUGGGGUGGCUCUCCUCAGCAGGACGGAGAGGGCCAGCAGGAGACUGUCUGGGCCACCUUCACAGAGUUCCAACCUUUUAGCAGCACAGAAUCCAGGCAAACUGAGGGACAGCCUCAACAAGGCCAAGAGAAGAACUUGGCUGAUAGCGGUUCAUCUACAAGAGAGUGGGGGGCAAGUCCUGAGCAGAAAGCUCCACUGAUGGCUUCAGACAGCAGCUCAUCUGGAGGCUCAGAAAGUGAAGAGAACCCUGGAGAGAAUAAAACUGAAGGCUCCCCUAAAACAGCUGCCAAGCAGACAACACCACCUACAAGUGAAGUGGCUACUGAAGCUCUGGAGAAGCUCAGCAUCACAGACAGAGCUGAUAAUAGCAGCAAGUCUUCAGCACCUACAGAAGACUCAGACACCACUGUGACGGAGAUGAGAGUUGAGGCACCUUCUUCAGCUGAGAUCACACCUAAUGGACCGGUCUGAAAGCUCUGGAUAAAAGAGCCCAACCCAUAUCUGGGCUGACCUACUUUCCGUCUCUUCCAUUCUGAACCCCCAAACCUCAAUACCACUUUUGGUGUUUAAAUAAAGAAUGCUGCCAUGUUAUUGGUCCUGGACACUGCCAAUCAGCCCAUCAUUGGAGGAUGAACCGAGGGGCAUGUAACACAAACCAGUAACCAGUACAGUGCUCAGAGGUGUUAGUCUUUUAAUCCUUUCAACUUUGUAUGAGAUAUGCACAGUUUUAAAUGUAGCAGUGACCAUGUGAUUACAGGAUCUGUCAGGAUUUAUUUCUUUUCUUUUUGGGUUGUCGUCGUCACUUAAUUUUUUCUGGAUUAUUUUUCACUCGCAGCCUUGGAUGGUAGAAAACGGGAAUGUGAAGGCCCUAUUUGGAAUGCACAGGCUCUUCAUUCAUGGCAUAACAUCAUUACAUCCUCAUGCCAAAUCAAAAACCUUGUUGCCUGACAACCACCUCCGCAACAUUUUACUGUACGUUAAAGCAGAACUGAAGUUUGCUGUAACGCUUGACACUUUUUUGCACCGUUCACCGCCCUGCCAAGGUUUUUUUUUUUUUACAAUCAGAUUAUUAUGGCCUAACUCAUGAAAUCAUUUAUUUUAAUGUUCUGAAGUGCUUUGGGGGAGGUUGAAGAGAAUUUUGUAAGUUUGAGAUGAUAUUUCAGCUUUGAGAUGGUGUCCAUGUUGGCACUUGUGCAAUAAUGUUUAGCCAUUUAAUUUAAAUUUCGGACUCAUUCAGUAACUAUGCGUUAAUGUGAGGGUGUGCCUAUUUGUAUUAUUUAGGCUCUUGUUUUUCAUUGCAUGCAAAGCGUUAUUUAUCUUAACUGUUUCUCCGAUGUUUUAGCUAGUUUGUCAAGACCUUCUGAUUGUAUUGAAUUCCAUUCAUCCAUUGUUUUCUCUCCUCAGAUCAGCCAGACAGUAUCUGCAAAGUUAUAUUUCUAGUCUAUUUUCUGCUUAAUGUUAAGCUUUGCCUAAACGGGAUCAUGGGUUUUAAGCAAAAAGCUAAAAGUAAUCAUAGUACCCUUUGCCUUAAGUUACAAAAUCCCUGUAAGAGGACAAAGGUUCACCUCUAAAAAGCAAACAGGCUUUUUUGUCUGUUUUUAAAUGUCAGAAAUAACUGACAAUGCACCCCCCCACCCCCUUACGAAAUGCUCGACAGGACAGUGUUAUGCAUCAUCAGACUUCCUUUUUAUCAGAACUCUCGCUACAUGCUUUCAGAAAAAAGAUUUUAAACUUGUCUCAGAACUUUCCGGUAGCUCUUGUGGAAAUACUAAAAUCCACCUCUUGUAUUAUUUCAUCUUGAACAUCAUGUGAUUUAAUUUCUCUCCAGUUCUUAUCACUUAGUUGUCCCGUAUCAUAUCUCUGCAAUCUUAUGAUGGUACCAAAUCUAGGAUUGGGAUGUUGCAUUAUUUAUUUUGCACUUAAUUGAGGUGUUAGUGUGAAAACCCAGUCUCCCAUUAUGCAUUGGAACACCAUGAGUGUUUGCUCUUCUAUGCCUUUCUGCCUCUGGAAGUCAAUCCUCAAUUGGCUCUGCUUCUUAUAUAUACAUGUUCAAAUAGGUUUGAUUCCAAAGCCAAAAGUCUGUAUUUGCCCCUUUUUUUUUCUUUCUUUCUUUUUUUUUUUUUUUUUUUCUUUGUUUAAAAAAAAAAAAUCUUAUUUUUACCUUUAACCAAUAUUAUUUUACAUUGUAGAGAUUCUAAUUUAUGUGAUCUUCAGCAACCAAAAUAUUGAUUUGUUCAAUUCUGUUUCUGUGUCUGGACUGUUUCUCUACAUGAUUAAUUCACAGACGAGUCUCUGUUAUACAGCUGUAAGGUCAAGCAGAUGAUGGUUGAAUCGUUUUAAAAAAAAAAAAAAAAAGAUGCGUAACUUAUUCACAUUUUUCAAUUUUAUCUUUUAACCAGUUCUUUAAAUAUAUGGUGCACUCAGUGCUACUAUUGGGUGAAGAAAUAGGUUUCUCAGUGUUCCGUCUAAAAAUUAAUGUAUAGGUACAGUACGGUCUGACCCUAUAGCUCAGCACACUAAAGAGUUUUAUUUGCAAGACCCUUUAUUUGUUUGAGAAAGCAGCACUCAAAUCUUAGUUGCUGCAGCUUUAAAAAAAUUAUCAAAUUCUCAACUUUAUUUUUAAAAGCGACAUUUUAUGGAUUUCAUUGAUGUUUUCGAGACUUAAUUGUGGUAAUGUGUAUAUAUAACACAGAUUUUAUGAAGCAUCCAAAAACAGAUAUGAAAGAUAUUUUUCCAUUGUGACUGGUAUUUAUCAAAAAUGGUAUAAAAAUAGUUCUCAGCCAAACAUUAACAUUUGUAUAGACUGGGUCUGUACAUUAUAUUGUUGCCUAUAUCAGUGUUUAUUUUGCUAUGUUCAGAAUUGAAUAAAUCUAUUAUUGAAAUUAUUCUUAUUCAGGGCAUUUCAAUGGCAAGGCAUUUAUAAAAUGGGUUAAUUUAAACAAGUUCACCAUCUUUUUCGUUGCUCGUGUAGCUUAGCACUUUAAAACCUCUGAAUGGAACUAAAUGGAAGCCUUCUCAAGAAUCUACAAACUACUUUAAUAUAAACACAUGCAGAGUUUGGAUGUGUACAUCACAUGUAUUGAUGGGUCAGAACAGAUGCUAGAGUUAUUCUUGGGGUUUCUCUGCUUCAGGGGUGGAAAGAUUACUGAAAAAUUAUACUCAAGUAGAAGUACUGUUACUUCCCAAAACAUUUAGUAAAAGUAGCUGUCCUAAAAACUACUCAAGAGUAAAAUAGUAGCUAAUUUAAAAGUAUUCAUAUGCCCCAUUAUAAUGAACAAUAUAUGCCAACUUUUAAAAUGCAUCACUUAUCUAUGAUAAACACUACAUGAGUCUGAUUCCAAAAAAUAAAAGGGAAACAUGAUAACAGACAUUAAAAGAUUAAAAUGUUAUUUUCAAUAUACUGAUCACCAUUUUAAAUCAGUUUAUGUGUAGGGUCUGAAUUUCCCUUAAUGCUGACGGGGUGUUAUUGUUGUGCAUAAAAUAUGUCCAAACAAUGCAAGGAAUGCAAAAAAAAAAAAAAAAAAGAAGCUUAAUAAGCAGGAUCACUUGGCACAGCAUGUCCUGCACAAUAGAGGAUGUAUAGCUGGCAUGGGAAAAGUUGUUUGGUACAGGAGCUACAUCACUCUUAAAAAGGAAUAAUUCACACAAAACCUUUCUUUCUUCUGCAGAACACAAAUUAAGAUUUUUAGAAGAAUAUCUCCGCUCUUUUGGUCCAUACAAUGAAAGUGAAUUGUUGCUUUUUCAUAAAAGUAGUCUAAUCCAUGUGCCUCCAGUGAUUUAAUCUGCCUUUAGAAGUGAUAUGAUAGACGUGGUGAGAAACAGAUCAAUAUUUAAUUCCUUUUUUACUAUUAAUUCUCCCUGCUC